AUGCGGGUAUCUGAUGCAUACGGCCCCGUGGCGCAGAGAGAUGCCUCUAUGCGGGUUUAUACAUCUACAACGGUGGCACCGUUGGCCUUCUCGCAGCAGGCAGUGCUGCGCGUCUAUGCGCCGCCGCCUAUUUUGCUGGUAGUCGAUCUCUCGGGCGAUCUGCUGGGGACGAACGACGCACGCGACACCCGUGCACGGCUGUGCACGCCGCUAUCUCCCUCCCCCCUCAAUUCUUUGAAUUCAGCUAUUCCGCCUGAACAGGGGCGAUUCUCACGGAUGAUGCAGGCCAUGCAUAUAACUGCUAUAGAGUCGCAAGUCAGAUACCUCAGGCUGUAUCCUGUCGAUGCUAUUCUCACUCGCAUGGGCGCCUACGACAACAUGGUUCCCAACGCAAGCACGUUCACACUUGAAGUUGAGCUGGAUGAAUGGUGCGGAUUGUCUAUUUCUCUACACGCGAUCCUGCGAGACACUACGCCACAUUCGUUUGUGAUCCUGGAUGGACGGGAUCGCCGUUGCAGGGGCGAGUGGGCCGCAGGAUGGCCCUCAGACUCGGAAUCACCCAUUGGCCGUAUCGUGUUCGUAGGCCGCGUUACACCGGCUGGCGACGCAUACCUUGGCUCUCUCAUUCUUCCGGUGCACUACGGUUCCUUGACCAACGAUUUCGCACAUCACUCCACCGUUCGCAAUGUGCAUAUGGAAACGAUUAUGGAUGAUGAGAAGCGGGAGAGUCCGACGACGGAUGGUUCUGUUGAGAUUUUGCAGCGACGGCACGACACGCCGGACGCCAGCCAACAGCGAUGCCGAGAUUGGCGAUCAGGUGACAGCGCCUCUAUUGCGCCCGUUCUCAAGCUGUCCUUCGGCGCCGGGUUCACGGGGGUUGGCAUGCCCAGAGACCAGCCUGAGGAAUUCACGACAUCAAAUUAUGGCGAUGCCGUAAUGCUCUCUUUAAAGGAAAGGAUAAGACAUGAACAAUAUCUUAGUGAGGAUUGGGUCAAGCACAAAGCAUUACGCGCACAACAGAGCCCUCCGCCUGUGGAAACGGAGAAGACCCCAGCAUUCUCUGAGAUCGUAGCCAACCCUGACUCACCUGUCCCUCCUAUUGACGCCGUGAAUGUGCAAGACUGGCUUCAGGCGGUCGACUGCAGCGAGGAUCAAGACGGCGCGCCAUGUCCGCACGAAGAUGCUGUCUCUGAGCACUUUGACGCCGCCAUCACUACAGAAGAUGAUCGUAUAUCUACGCUCUAUAGCGACACUGACACAGAGUACUCCGACAGCGUCGACAGCGAUAGCGACGCUGAUGACCUCCUCUUUAAUGCUGACAGCGAUGCCGACACUGAUGCCAUCGUUGAGGCCGUUCUUGGUCCAUUUCGCGCUAAAGUUGAUGAUAUUGAUGUCGUGCCUCUCGUCAACUACUCGUUCGAUCUGACCGAAGGAGGAGAAUGCGCUGAUCCCCGUGGGUUUAUUGAGGAAGCAGAGGCAAUGGCCGAGCUCAUCCGGAAAGCACGCAAUGGUACGCUGGGUGACCCCCGGGCGGCAGCACUCGACGGUGUGGUGCUGUUGGCUCAAGAUGUGGCUGAGGGCACUACUACGGAGCCUGGUCUGGUACAUGAUGCGGCUCACACCAAUGUAAACUCCGGCAAUCCUAUCACAGAGCAUCCUUUGAACACUAUGGAGACGGCGGUAGAGCGUUCAAUUGAUAUGCCGCCGGAUUCAUCGCCAGAGAGUAAGGGCGAGACCGCCUUAACGGAGGCGCAGCCAUUCUAG
This is a messenger RNA of Postia placenta MAD-698-R-SB12, 1764 nucleotides long. RefSeq lists its product as hypothetical. The record is from RefSeq and is a predicted model, not a curated record. NCBI's taxonomy places the organism in Eukaryota, Fungi, Basidiomycota, Agaricomycetes, Polyporales, Adustoporiaceae. Bases 1 to 1764 code for a protein of 587 amino acids. The transcript has 8 exons.